AAAACUUGGUUUCCGAAAGGGACCAUAAAUGGUUCUUGACAUUUUGUGACAGUUAAUUGCGACUUAGUGAAUAUAAGGUGCAUUCAUAUUGCCUGUUUUUCAACGUCUGGGGUGAAAUACAAGAACAAUUUUGGAUUUCUUACUUUUCUAUCGUCUGAUGAAUUGGUGCCUCAACACCCUUUGGAGCCAACUUUUUAGUUUACUCUGGUCCAACUUCCCCAUCACCAUUGCGAGCUAUGCUACCCUCCUCUGCCUCUCUGCCUCCAUCAUCUUCCCGCUGUAUUUCCUCAAAGAUUCAAGAUACCACGGAGAGAGGCGGGAUCACCACAUUGUGUCCACGGUCUUCUCCUGCUUAGCCGCUGUUGCGUACAUGGGUGAGGUCAGUCUGACCAAAGCAAGACCAGGAGAGGUGGCAGGCUACAUGGCUACAGCCCCAGGCCUGCUGAAGGUGUGUCAAACAUUUGUGGCCUGUGUGAUCUUCAUCCUGAUCAGUGAUCCAGUGUCCUAUAACCAGCACGCAGCACUGAAGUGGUGCAUGUCUGUGUACUGUAUCUGCUUCAUCCUCUCCAUGGCGGUGGUUGUGCUGUGUGUGGCGGAGUGGACCAGCUGCCUCCCGAUCCCCUUCUCUAAAUUCCUGUCAGGAUAUGCCCUCCUGGCUAUGAUCAUGUACCUGACAGCGACAAUUAUUUGGCCAAUCUUCCAGUUCGAUAAGAAUCACGGGAGGGGAAGUUCUUCAACGAGCCUCAUCACAGCUUCGGUGCUCACAGCUCUCAACUUCCUGCUCUACCUUGCUGACCUGACUUACACCACCAGACUUGUGUUUGUCAGCUCCUAACCAGGAAAUCUUUCAGCAUGGAUCAAAUGAGAGCUCAUAACCAUUGGGAUUAUUUAACUAAAUCCUGGCUCCAUGAAGAUCUGGGAUGUUCCAUGGGAGGUGAGGUGAUGCUCUUCAUGUUAGCUCCGUACAGUUGAGGUGAAUACACUGUUCUCUUUAUUGUUCUGUUGUUGUGUGCGCAUGUGUUGAAAGUAUGUCUUCAUCGACCCCAAGUGUGAAUUUUUGUGUGUUGCUUUGUAGCAUUUUCCUUCUGGCGCAGUCUUGUUGUAUUAAUCAUCAUUCUUUUGAUAAAUAUGUCCAACAUGAAUAAAGUAAUGGUGAAUCAUGUCCAAGCUGAAGUAGUAUUCAUGAAUAUAAGACACAUUUGCAGGAGAUGUAAGUGUUGGAAUCCAGACAUUGUUGAGACCGGAGCAUAUAGAGACAAAGACCAGUGAGGGGCCGAAACCAAGAGCUCAAACUGACCAAGACUAUAUUCGGUUCAGACUCAGCUGCUCACCAAGCUGCUGCAUUUGAAACUGUAGCUUUGUUGCAGCACCCCCUAGUGGCAAAACAAAUCCCAUUGAACUUGUGAAUUGCAU
Molecule: messenger RNA, 1413 nt
Organism: Synchiropus splendidus (mandarinfish)
Lineage: Eukaryota; Metazoa; Chordata; Actinopteri; Syngnathiformes; Callionymidae
Product: myeloid-associated differentiation marker homolog
Exons: 1
Coding region: 158-835 (225 amino acids)
Cellular component (GO): membrane
Source: RefSeq, a predicted model, not a curated record